This is a messenger RNA of Sander lucioperca (pikeperch), 2747 nucleotides long. It is a transcript of the gene pde1ca, whose product is annotated as phosphodiesterase 1C, calmodulin-dependent a. NCBI's taxonomy places the organism in Eukaryota, Metazoa, Chordata, Actinopteri, Perciformes, Percidae. The coding region runs from base 198 to 2387 and encodes 729 amino acids. Gene Ontology annotation, molecular function: 3',5'-cyclic-nucleotide phosphodiesterase activity. The transcript is spliced from 17 exons. The record is from RefSeq and is a predicted model, not a curated record. Gene Ontology annotation, biological process: signal transduction.
CAGCAUUCCUUCUGAAUACGACUGCUGAAAGCUCUGCAGCACCUGCAGCCUCCGGUGGGACUACAGGCACUGCCAGGGUUACAGCCACUCAGAGGGGAACAGCCUUUGGGUUCACUCCUCUCCUGGGGAAACAGUGCACUGCUCUCCUCACUUCUACUGACAGAUUGAGAGCAGAGGAGUGUGCAUCAAGAGCCACAAUGACAGAGCCAACGUCUAAAAAACAGGGAUUUAAAAAAUGUCGCAGUGCCACUUUCAGCAUCGAUGGCUUCAGUUUCACCAUCGUUGCAAAUGAGGCGGGGGAAAGCAACCGCCAUCCACUGGCCCGCUUUGCACGCUCACAGUCCCAGAAUGCACUAUCCACUGCCGUCACAGCCGCCAUUGGCAUCACUGAACCCAAAGGAAUUCAGAUUGACCCGCGCAGCGCCGCGGAGAUCCUGGCUGAUGAGCUGCCAACGCCUGAUGCACCCGACGCCAUGGAGAAGACUGCUAUCAGGUUGCGAUGUCUCAUAAAGCAGCUGGAGAGGGGGGAGGCAUCUGUGGUGGACCUGAAGAAAAACCUGGAGUACACCGCCUCGGUCCUUGAAUCUCUAUACAAUGAGGAGACUAGGCGGCUGGCGAAUCCCGAAGAUGAGCUAAGUGACAUCCAGUCAGACUCGGUGCCGUCAGAGGUUCGCGACUGGCUGGCUUCCACUUUUACCCGGCAGAGGGGUCUGAUGCUGCGCCGUAACGAAGACAAGCCGCGCUUCCGCAGCAUCGUCCAUGCAGUGCAGGCUGGCAUCUUUGUGGAGAGGAUGUACCGACGAAGCUCCAACAUAGCUGGUCUUAAUUAUCCCCAAAAUGUCAUCACUGUGCUCAAGCAUGUGGACAUGUGGUCAUUUGAUGUGUUUGCACUGAAUGAUGCUAGUGGAGACCACGCUCUGAAAUUUGUCUUCUAUGACCUGCUCACCAGAUAUGGCUUGAUCAAUCGUUUCAAGGUCCCUAUUUCUGCUCUCAUAUCAUUUCUGGACUCGUUGGAGGCGGGUUACAGCAAAUACAAGAAUCCCUACCACAACUUGAUGCAUGCUGCUGAUGUCACACAAACCAUCCAUUACCUGCUCCUCAAGACUGGCAUAGUUCACUGGCUUACUGAGUUGGAGAUCUUUGCCAUCAUUUUUGCAGCUGCCAUCCAUGACUUUGAACAUACAGGGACCACCAAUAACUUCCAUAUUCAGACCAGGUCAGACACAGCCAUGUUGUACAAUGACCGAGCUGUUCUGGAGAACUACCACGUCAGUGCUGCCUAUCGCCUUCUGCAGGGUGAUGAUGAAAUGAACAUCCUUACUAACCUUUCCAAAGAUGACUGGAGAGAGCUGCGGACACUGGUAGUGGAGAUGGUGUUGGCCACGGAUAUGUCCUGCCACUUCCAGCAAAUCAAAGCCAUGAAAAGCGUCCUGCAGCAGCCUGAGGCAAUUGACAAACCGAAGGCCUUAUCCCUGCUGCUGCACACUGCUGACAUCAGCCACCCUGCCAAAAACUGGGACCUCCAUCACCGCUGGACUACAUCGCUGCUGGAGGAGUUCUUCAGACAGGGUGAUAAAGAAGCAGAGCUGGGUCUACCUUUCUCCCCUCUCUGCGACCGCAAAUCCACCCUGGUGGCCCAGUCCCAGAUUGGAUUCAUUGACUUCAUUGUGGAGCCAACAUUCACUGUGUUGACGGAAAUGACCGAGAAGAUUGUGACGCCGCUUAUUGAGGAGGCAUCUCGCUCUGGAUUGUCUGGCUUCAGACGCUCUAGUUUCAACAGUAUCAGUGGCAGUGAUGAAAAGAAGUCCAGUGUGAAGAGUACAGGCUCAGAGGCCAGCUGCUGUCUGACCACAGUGGACUUCAAGAGCUUCAAGUCCACAUGGAACCAAGACAUUCAUCGCAACAGGGAGACAUGGAAGGCCCAGGCAGCCAAAGACCUGGAGGAAAAGGGUAAGAAGGAAAAGGAAGGCAGUCAGGAAGAGAAGGACACAGAAGAGGAUAAACAGUCACGGGGACCCAACACAGGACAGGAGGAGAUGAAAACAGAUGUGGAAGGACAGGAGGACGUGCAGAACAGGAGGCAACAGGAGGAGCGAAAGCCUAAAGAGGAGGAGGGGCACAAUAAUCCCAAUGGAGCCGCAGGAUCCCUGCUGGUAUCGGGCCCAAAGAACACAAACAAGAAGAAGCCUGACGGCCACACAGAGAAGCAGUGGCGGUGGCAGAAUGGCCCUCAGCCUGACUUCCCUCUGAUCCAUCACUGCAAGAGACCCAGCUACUCUGCCAGCUCCUUCCGGCGGGUCAGGUCAAAGGUCACCGAGAUGCGGCCCAUCGAUGCCAGGGGGAAAGCCAGGCGACUGCAGUGCAUAUCCCUGCGUCGCCGAAAGUGACCUUAUACAGGGUUUCUGCGGGGGUCUUAAAAAGUCUUAAAAAGUCUAACAUUUCUAAAUCUAAAUUUUAGGCCUUAAAUUUGCUGAAGUAUUGUGGUAUAGGUCUUAAAUAACUUUAAACAGGUCUUAAUUUUCCUAUGUCCAUUGCAUAUUGCAGGCUGAUCUUCUGCUUGAUUUAAUCUUGUAUAGGUAACUGUUGCUGCAUCAUCACCACCACCCGCUUUUGGUGAUAUCUCUCCCCUUAAUCACUGCCAACUCCUUUGUGUGGACCAACCACUUCUUUUAAAAUCUCAUCUCAAACUAUUAAGUUUUCUUUUGCAAAAUCAAUUUUUAUCAAUAAUUCUUAUUUCUAUUUUGUUU